This is a messenger RNA of Tinamus guttatus (white-throated tinamou), 402 nucleotides long. Lineage: Eukaryota; Metazoa; Chordata; Aves; Tinamiformes; Tinamidae. The record is from RefSeq and is a predicted model, not a curated record.
GUGGAGUUCUUUGCCAACUGGUCCAGCGAGUGCCAGUCCUUCGCCCCCAUCUUCGCCGACCUUUCCCUCAAGUACAACUGCUCGGGGCUGCACUUUGGCAAGGUGGACGUGGGCCGCUACACGGAUGUCAGCACCCGGUACAAAGUGAGCACCUCGCCGCUCACCAAGCAGCUGCCCACCCUCAUCCUCUUCCAGGGCGGCGCCGAGAUCAUGCGGCGCCCGCAGAUCGACAAGAAGGGCCGUGCCGUCUCCUGGACCUUCUCAGAGGAGAACGUCAUCAGGGAGUUCAACCUCAACGAGCUCUACCAGAAGGGCAAAAAGCAGGCGAAGCCCCGCGGCGACGACGCGCCCGAGGAGGCACCGGAGCCCGGGGCUGCCGCCGAGACCAAGAAGGACAAGUAG